UCGAAAUGGGUGAGAUGAAACGGAGGAAGUAGUUGGGCUGUAUGGCCAUGUUCUAGCAGCAUUCUCUCCUGACGUUUUGCCUGCAUCUGUGGCUGGCAUAUUCAGAGGAUCUGAUUUGGAGAAUUUCCCAAAUAUAUGGAGCAGCUCAGCACACCAUACCUCUAGCAGUGAUCAGAAUGAAGAAAAGACCCAUGAGGAUACUUUCUGCUGAUCAGCGUUGCUUCACAGCUGGUGGACCCUUCUCUCUGAGGAGACCCAGUUCAUUGUAACCCCCCUGCAUGGGAUGGCAAGGGGUUUUUUGGCCCGGACAAUUACAGUGGUUUCUCUUACUGUAACAUUUUCUGCUGUUACUGCUCGGUCUUCUCACUGCCGCUAUCUCUACCCGUUAUUCCAGUCAGCCGGGAAUAAAGCCUGCUGCUCACCUUCAGGACACUGGUACCACAGUAAGGCUGCUAGAAUGUCUUGUUACAAAAACCCCAGAGCGAAUUUGCACAACAAAGCCAGGACUUCCCCUUAUCCAGGGUCAAAGGUUGAACGCAGUGAAGUGCCCAAUAAUAAGGUGGACUGGUUGACCGAAUGGAAGGCGUACAGCCCUGUUGAAUACACCGCACCCUCUGUUUUGGCAGGACCUCAGUGGGCGGAUCCGGAGAUUGGGGACAGAACAUUUUCUCCCAAGUUCAAUGACAAGGACGGGCCAGUGGACAGGAAGAGCCAGUGCGGUGUAUAUGAGGUUGAAAAUGGGAGGCCCAGGAAUCCAGUGGGCAGAACAGGACUCUCAGGUCGAGGUCUUUUGGGGCGCUGGGGGCCAAACCACGCUGCAGACCCUCUGAUAACCAGGUGGAAGAGAGACAGCAGCGGCAAUAAGAUGGCUCACCCAGAUUCCGGCAAAAACAUCUUGCAGUUCAUCGCCAUCAAAAGGAAAGAUUGUGGAGAAUGGGCCGUUCCAGGGGGAAUGGUAGACCCAGGCGAGAAAUUAUCUGCCACGCUGAAACGAGAAUUCGCUGAAGAGGCUUUGAAUUCUCUGCAGAAGUCUGGCGCUGAGAAAGAAACACUGGAGAAGCAGCUGAAUAGCCUUUUCAGUCAAGACCACUUUGAGGUAUAUAAAGGAUACGUGGACGAUCCCCGAAAUACAGACAAUGCUUGGAUGGAAACAGAAGCAGUGAACUACCACGAUGAAUCUGGAGAAAUCAUGGAUAAUUUGAACCUGGAAGCCGGGGACGAUGCUGGGAAAGUGAAAUGGGUCGACAUUGGGGAAAGGCUGAAGCUGUACGCCAGCCACGCUGACUUUGUCAGGAGAGUAGCUGAGAAAAGGGGAGCUCACUGGAGUGAACACCCAGAUCCUGAGAGCAAAGGCUGAGAGCAAAUAUCGGGUGCCAGUUUAGCAAAGGAAUGAGGAGUUGUUGCUGCUCUGAGAGAUGCUAGUUGACUGGAGAAAGCAUAAGCUGCCUUGGUUUUUAUUUACAUUCCUUUGAUUUCAGUGGGAUUCAUUUAAGUGUUUCCUUAUCGCUCCUGUGGGAAUUCAGAAUGAGUGCUUAAUUUUGGCUGCCUUCUCUCUUUAUCAAGAAAGAGUGGAGUAGGAGGUGUAUGAUAAUGAUGUUGCCACUGUGGGGGAUGUAAUGCUUUGCCUGUUUUAUUGUAUUCAGUUCGGGCAAUAAGGAGUCUUUUCUAUCCUUGUAAUCAAUAAAUAAGAAUUCUGCUUUCACAGUACUGAUUCGUUUAUUGGACAAGUCUGGGGUUGUGACAAUAUCAGUGUUUUGCUUUCUGUUUGUGUUGUCAAUUUGUAGCUGUUUUUUACGGUGUGACUUUAGUCUCAGCUUGUUCAGUCUGAAUAAAUCACUCCGUUUUCACUGUU
Messenger RNA from Sphaerodactylus townsendi, 1852 nucleotides. RefSeq names its product nudix hydrolase 9 (gene NUDT9). Lineage: Eukaryota; Metazoa; Chordata; Lepidosauria; Squamata; Sphaerodactylidae. The record is from RefSeq and is a predicted model, not a curated record. The transcript has 10 exons. The coding region runs from base 284 to 1357 and encodes 357 amino acids. Gene Ontology annotation, molecular function: ADP-ribose diphosphatase activity. Gene Ontology annotation, cellular component: mitochondrion.